ACAAUAUUUCGGAGACAAAUUGCACCGGAAAGGAAGUUAACGGAAUAAACCGUCUCCUUUUCGAGGGAGUGGUCAGAGGGUUUACAUUUCACUGCAAUUGUUUGGCGUAACCCACAAUCGUAGUUCAUGAUCUACACAAACUCCCCGGUUGUGAAGGAGCAUCGAAUAUGAGCAGCUGCGGAGGAAUGAGCCGCGAUUCCACUGACAACAGACUGAAAUUUGUUAAGCGACCGGACGAGAUCACAGGAGAUGAUGACCCGAACGUUUACAGAGUGGAAAUGUCCUGUGGACACGCUAUGGAUCCCAUUUCACUCACGGAAUGGUGUCGGAUCCGUAUCAGCGAGGGUCAUUUCAAGUUCCACUGCCCUGCAGUAAUAGAUGACACAGAUGAAGGCUGUGGAAAGGAAUGGUCCUACGUGGAGGUGCGCAGAAAAGCAUUGCUCUCUGUUGAGGAACGACAGGAUUUUGAAGAGAAACUUGCCACUCUCGCCGCUUCAAGUUACUGUGAAUACAAACAGUGUCCUAGGUGUGGGAGUAACGUGGAACGGAAAGAUGAGAUGAACGUAUCAGUGAUUUGUUCAGUCUGCUCGGCCAACAAUGGAACCCCAUUUGAAUUUUGCUGGCAAUGUAUGAACAAGUGGAAAGGCCCUGCUCCACGCUCUGAUAAAUGUGACAAUGAAGGAUGCAUUAAUAUACAGCUGGAAACCUUGAAAAAUUGUGACACAAAAACUUUACCUUACAGCAAUAUUCAAGAUUGCCCUAAAAUCCGUGCUUGUCCCACUUGUGGUUUGCUUAUAGAACAUCAAGAUAUGUGCAAAUAUGUCAUGUGCAUCAGAUGCCAUGUGCAAUUUUGCUUUGCCUGCCUUAACACAAUGGCAAUUUGCAGUAAAUCUUCUAAGUAUUCUCUUCAUUGUGCUAUACCUGUAGCCACAAGGCAAACAAGUAUUCCAAUGUGGAAUUGUAUUGAAAAUCAGACCUCCAAUCCCACUUCAGAUUCCUAUUCAUUUGGCAGUCCAAGUCCCACUCCAAAUCUCACUCUAAAUUAUUUUCUAAAUCGUAUUCAAAAUCCCACUCAAAAUUCUGUACAGAGUCCAACUUUAAAUUCCUCUUUAAAUUCUAAUAGCCAUCCCAAGGAUGAGAGUUGUAUAGUUCUAUGACUAAACAAUCUGGAUCAGAGAUUGCUGAAGGUACAAAAAAUGCAGAGCAGUCAGUUAAACAUUGUUAGAGUGUGUUAUCUAAAUUGCUUGACACUUUGUACUCUUGUGAUGGAUUGU
Hypanus sabinus (Atlantic stingray) is the source of this 1274-nucleotide messenger RNA. RefSeq lists its product as uncharacterized. The record is from RefSeq and is a predicted model, not a curated record. Lineage: Eukaryota; Metazoa; Chordata; Chondrichthyes; Myliobatiformes; Dasyatidae. Bases 168 to 1157 code for a protein of 329 amino acids. The transcript has 4 exons.